AUGACCACCGUCCUUUCGACCCCGAAUUCCCCGCCCGAGCUGUCCGGCUCCAAAUCGUCCAAAUCCUCCUCCUUCCACUCCUCCUCCCAGAUCGAUGGCCCCGACAGCAUCUUUACCGACAUUGGGAACUUCGAAGACAUUGGCCUGGAGGACGAUGCGGAACUGUCCGUCGCCGACCCGGUGACCCCCUACGGCCGCACCGGCCUGGCAGCGCGAUCGGCUUCAAGGCUACCCAACAAGAGCCCGGCGGCGACCACACGCGAUUUGACUGCAACCCCGAAACCUCGAAAGCGAAUCGGCGGGCUCCCUGUCAGCGAGAUCCCCCAACAGGAGAGACACUGCGAGUACGACCAAUUCCGGGGGUUGACACCAGUGCAACCGCGCCGAUCACGCUCGACGUCGCCGCUGCGGCCGCUGUCCAGCCGGUCAGCGUCAAGUACAAGCCUGGCUCUGUCUCCGCUCUCAGCACGAGUCCCCGUACAGAAGCAGACCUGGCAGCCCCAUCGCAAGUCUGUCAAGGAUCUCGAGGACGAAUACCAUGACUCGGAUGACGAGCUCCCCGAUGAUACAAGUCUCUGGAAUAUCCCGAUCUCCCCACGCCCAGUCCAAGAUCGCACUCCGUCUCGCAGCACCAGCCCGAGUCGUGGCGGCAGUCCUGGUCGCCGGCCCCUGCCUAUCUCUCAUACCGUGUCGGAAACCCAGACCGCGCCACAACCCGGAUCUGCGUCCAAGGCUGCACGUAUGAAACGCUCGCAGCGCUCAAGUUCAGCCGGGCCUGAACGGGGCCAAAUUUCGCCGCGCAACCCGCGUGCAUACUCGUAUAACAGCUUUCUCUCGGAUUUGUCCGAGGAAGCGCGAAUUAUCACGGAAGCUCUGGAGCAUCAUGCAGGCGAGAGCGAGCGCCAGCAGGAGGAGAAUGUACAGAAUGGCACUGCCCCGCGGAAGUCUAGUUCGGACUCCCAAGGAGGUGCUACAGAGCCCAUCGAACUGCCGCCUCUUCAAAGGUCUAAUAUAAUGAUCGACCCGUUGCCCAUCAGCAAGGAAAAAGAAAAGGUGCUCACGCGGACACGCCCCAGUUGGCUCCCGCCGAAAGACCAGAAGGAGGAAAGGAAGCAUUUGAAACAAUACAAAGAGAUGAUGGCACAAUCCAAGGAAGCUGAGAAGCGGAAAGCGGCUCGGGCUGCAUCGGCCCAAUGUGAGAAGGACAGCACCCGAGAUACCCUCCAGAAUCUCUGGGAUGACUGGGUUGGCCCCAAUUGGGAUCGUGCGCUCCGUGAACCGAGGACUCGGGAACUGUGGUGGCGUGGUAUCCCCCCUCGAAGUCGAGGUACGAUGUGGAGACGAGCUAUCGGCAACGAGCUUGCUCUCAGCGAGGAAACCUUCACCAAAGCUCUCCAACGAGCCAAGGAUCUGCGUUCAAAGACCGAAACGGAACCCAGUGAAAGCAACAAGCGAUUGCUGGAGUGUUUCGACGCGAUUGACUCGGAUGUUUGCAAAGGCUUCCCCGAUUUGAACCUUUUCUCGGAGGGUGGGCCCUUGCGAGAAACCCUUGUGGACGUCUUGCAGGCCUACUGUAUGUACCGAAGUGACGUGGGCUAUAUCCAUGGUCUUCACACCAUUGCUGCGUUGCUGGUCUUGCAAUUCCCGACUCCCGCCUCUGCCUUCCUUGCUAUGGCCAAUGCCCUCAACCGUCCACUUCCCGUCGCUUUCUUGACCUGGGACCGCGGCGCCAUGGCGCGCACUUACGCCCUUGCCUCGGAUACUCUGCGGUACAAGUUCCCCCGCUUGUCGACCCACCUGCACGAGACUCUUCGCCUAUCCGACGAAGAAAUUUGGGAACCCAUGUUCCGCUCCCUUCUCACGAAUGGUCUCGACCUCGAGCGGAUAUCACGCGUGUGGGACUGCUGGGUGUUUGAAGGGGACCGAAUUAUGAUUCGUUCCGCUGUCGCCAUCCUGGGCUGUCUUCAACCCCAGCUAUGUUCGUUCCAACAGCCAGAUGACCAGACUCGCCUGACUGUGCGGAACAUCCUCGGCUGGGGCCCUCGGCACACCGGUGCGAACAACCAGAAACCGAAGGACCGUCACAGUGCGCCUGCAGCAGCCGGCUUUGGCGGCGGCCAAGUCUCCAACCCUGGCGUGGCGGACUAUUGGGUCCUGAGCGCCGCGGGUAACGAGGAUGGCUUCAUGGCUGCCGUGCGCGAGGCGGGUAAAGUGCGACAAUGA
This is a messenger RNA of Penicillium argentinense, 2223 nucleotides long. RefSeq names its product putative TBC domain protein. The coding region runs from base 1 to 2223 and encodes 740 amino acids. The record is from RefSeq and is a predicted model, not a curated record. Gene Ontology annotation, biological process: activation of GTPase activity. The transcript is spliced from 3 exons. Lineage: Eukaryota; Fungi; Ascomycota; Eurotiomycetes; Eurotiales; Aspergillaceae. Gene Ontology annotation, molecular function: GTPase activator activity.